AUGACACAGUUAUUCAUGGCUUCGCCAAAUCGCUGUAUUCCGCUUCUUUUCUUUUUUCUCCUGCUUUUCCCUUUGUGUUUCAGCGAUGGCGAACAAAAUGCUGCCCCAACAACAGAUACUGAAACGGAGACUGGCAUGGAAGCUAGCACCACCGCCACUGCCACCACCACCGCAGAUAUAACCUAUCAUCAUGGGUGUCUGUUGUCCGGAAACGUAGACCUAGUUUUCGUAUGGUAUGGUCAAUUUGGCCGUGCCCAAAAGAAUAUUCUUAGAACAUUUGUUAAAUCCUUGAAUUAUAAUGCAGCUGCUAAUUUACAGCCGCAAGUGUCCGAAUGGUGGAAAAUUGUUGAGAGCUUUCAAGAAGUUGCCGGUAAAGGUAACGGCCGUCUCAACGUUAGAGUCGUCAGGCAAAUAACCGAUGUCAAUAACUCAGUGGGAAAAGCUCUUGCUAUGGAUACUGUCAAGCCUCUCAUACAAAAAGCAAUCGCAGAAAACCCUAAAGCAUAUCCAGUUAUUUUCACUGCUAAGGACGUCACCAUGCAAGGCCUGUGCGCCGGCAAAUGCUCACUGCGUGGAGUUUAUGAAAAGACUCCAUACAUUGUAGUGGGGAACCCAGAAGUUCAAUGUCCCGGAGCUUGUGCAUGGCCGUUCCAUAAGGCAGACACUGGACUAGUAGGCAUGACAUUGAACCCACCAAAUGGCAAUGUGGGUGCAGAUGCUAUGGUUAUUGCCUUUGCACAGGGACUAGUUAAUCUUGUGACCAACCCAGAAGAGUCUGGGUUCUACCAAGAGAAGGAGAAAAAUAAAAUUGAGGCUGGUACAGCUUGCAAAGGUGUUUUCGGAAAGGGAGCAAUGGCUGGCUAUGCCGGAAAAAUAAGAAUCGAUCCUUCUACUGGUGGUGGUUUCAAUGCCCAUGGAUCGGGAGGCAAGAAGUUCUUGCUCCCAGCUGUAUGGAAUCCCAAAACUAAAGCUUGCUGGACCCUGAUGUAAUAUACAUUAUUAACAUUACUAAUUUCUUUCCUGGCUUGUUGAUUUACUUACCCUUUUUUAUUGUAGAUGAACAAAAACAAAAACAAAAACAAAAAAAUGUUAUUAAGGUUCGAUCUAUUUGAUGAAUUGAUGCAAUAGGUCUUUUUAUUUC
Messenger RNA from Jatropha curcas, 1141 nucleotides. Its product is annotated as protein EXORDIUM-like 6. Lineage: Eukaryota; Viridiplantae; Streptophyta; Magnoliopsida; Malpighiales; Euphorbiaceae. The record is from RefSeq and is a predicted model, not a curated record.